AUAUACAGGCAGAAUCUUUCUACUCUAGCAGAAUCUAAACCCUCUCCUCCGACGAAGAAAGUCUUUUCGAUUCUUACUUACAACCGAAACUAUGUUGCCUGCAACUUUUAAGCUUUGUGCAGGAAUCUCUUACGGACACAUGCGGAACACGACGGGACUAAGGAAAACGGCGAUUGUCGCUUUGAGCCACGAAAUGAAGAGAAUAGCAGGUCCUGGUCCCAAUCGCUGGAUCAGUCAGGUCCGCAGGAGGAGUUCUCUGAGUAGCAGCAGGAUUGAGGAGAUGCCUUACAGUGAAGCAGAGAUGUCCUAUGUAAAGCAAGGAGAGGAGGCUCUCCAGAAGUCUAUUAGGAUUCUCAGUGACCAGGAUGGCUGGAAGACUGAGAUUGUGGCGGAGAAUGGUGACAAAGUGCUGAGCAAGAUGCUCCCAGAUGUUGGCAAAGUGUUCAAACUGGAGGUGAUGUUGGACCAGCAGCCCGAUGAUCUGUAUGGAGAGCUGGUUGGCAACAUGGAACAAAUGGGCAACUGGAACCCCAAUGUGAAGCAAGUUAAGAUCCUUCAGAAGAUUGGUCAGGACACCUUAGUGACUCAUGAGAUGGCGGCAGAGACGCCUGGCAAUGUGGUGGGGCCCCGGGACUUCGUGAGUGUGCGCUGUGCCAAGCGGCGUGGCUCCACGUGCUUCCUGGCAGGAAUGUCCACAAGCCAUCUGGGGAUGCCUGAGCAAAAAGGCUUCGUCAGGGCGGAGAACGGGCCCACAUGCAUUGUCAUGCGACCCAGCACCGAGGACCCUAACAAAACUAAGUUUACCUGGCUGCUCAGCAUAGAUUUGAAGGGUUGGAUCCCGAAAGCCAUUGUCAACCAAGUGCUUUCCCAGACUCAGCUGGACUUUGCCCAUCACCUGAGACAGCGGAUGGCUGCCAGCACUAUGGAGGCUGCCCUAGCCUGCUGACACCCCUAGGCACCGCCUGUCCUACCCCACCCACACCAAUCACACCACUGAUAAGAGGAGGGGACUCGCAUCCAAAAGGGACCUUUCCCACACUUAGAAAACAGAAUUCUGCUUCUUCAAACUUAGGCAUCACAGGAAAGCUGAUCACAUUAGCAUUGCUUGCAGACAUUUGCUGCUACUUACCCCAGAACAAUAUCAGUAUGAUCCGUUGUCUAUGCGUGACUGGGAGACAUAUAAGCUGUUACAGCUUUUCUGAAUUGCUAAAACACUAAACCUCAUUCUUGGAACAAAACUGCCAAUUACCAAAACUAAUUUAUUGAAUCAGUUAUCCGUUUGGCAAAACUUUAUAGACAGUACUCACCUAGUUAGACACAAUUUGAAAAUCUAAGUCACCUUUUUGCAAAACUCUAAACAUUCAUCAAAACACAUUUCGCACCAUGGCGAACUCUGAUGCAAAAUAGAUAAUACAGUCUGCAAAAGCCAGCACACAGUAAUCAUCAUUUAAACACAAUGACUCACAACUAUUCACACAUUUCUAAACAUGUGUAGAAGCCAAAGAGUGACUAGAACAUAGAAUACGUCCCAGCUGAGAGUGCAGGUAUAAUAGGAGCUGAAUUUCGACAUCAAGGUACACAUGGG
Messenger RNA from Brienomyrus brachyistius, 1585 nucleotides. RefSeq names its product steroidogenic acute regulatory protein (gene star). NCBI's taxonomy places the organism in Eukaryota, Metazoa, Chordata, Actinopteri, Osteoglossiformes, Mormyridae. Bases 92 to 946 code for a protein of 284 amino acids. The transcript has 7 exons. Gene Ontology annotation, cellular component: mitochondrion; mitochondrial intermembrane space. Gene Ontology annotation, biological process: regulation of steroid biosynthetic process; intracellular cholesterol transport; steroid biosynthetic process. Gene Ontology annotation, molecular function: cholesterol transfer activity; cholesterol binding. The record is from RefSeq and is a predicted model, not a curated record.